AUGGCGCCAACUGAAAAGGAAAAUUUCAUGGCAGAGGCAAAGCCCUCAAUGGAUUUCGCAACUUUGCAUGCUAGUACAGGAGAGGCAGAAUCAAACUUGGUCAUGACCCCUGCUGAGGAGCGCGAGCUCGUCCGAAAAAUUGACUUACACUUGAUUCCGCUCAUGACUAUCCUGUAUCUGUUGCAAUAUCUCGACAAGACAUCUCUUGGCUAUACCGCAAUCAUGGGUAUCAUAGAGGAUGCAAAACUUGUGGGAACGCAAUAUUCUUGGGUAUCUAGCUUCUUCUACGUGGGAUUUCUCGCAGCCAGCCCCCUAGCUUCAAUCCUGUUGGUCAAGUUCCCGGUGGGGAAAGUCGUAGUAAUUUCGGUACUGAUAUGGGCGGGUAUACAGAUGUGUAUGGCUGGUGGUAAUGACUUUGGGAGCCUUGCUGCCCUGCGCAUCUUGUUGGGGGCUUUUGAGGCUGCAGUUAACCCGGGUUUUACGAUCAUAACAUCUACUUGGUAUAAACCAUCCGAGCAUGCUCUGCGGCAUGGUUUGUGGUACGGAGGAGCCAGCGUCGCCUACAUUUUUGGUGGUAUUAUUGCAUAUGCCAUAUCCCAUAUUCACAGUGCGGUCAAAAGCUGGCAGUUCCUUUUCAUCAUCUUUGGAGCCGCUACCUUUCUUUGGGGACUCCUUCUUCUGUGGCUUUUGCCUGAUACCCCUCAAACCGCAUGGUUUCUCAGUGAAAGGGAAAGGAAGUUGGCUUUUGCCCGUGUGCAAGGUGCGAGACACUCAGCCGAGACCAGAAAAUGGAACCAUGGGCAGAUGAUGGAAGCGCUUAUGGAUCCUCGGUCCUGGUUGUUCUUCUUACUUUGCAUAUUUACGACUCUCCCAGGUGGUGGCUUGACGGCGUUUGGAAGCAUUAUCUUGAAGAGCUUCGGCUACAGCGUCUUGCAGACCCAACUUCUCACCAUGUCACAAGGUGCUUUCCUUCUGCUUUAUGUCGCCUUCACCGUGAUUAUAUCAAUAACUUUCAAGAACGCUCGAUGCGUGUCUAUCGCUCUGCUCAACAUCAUAUCCCUGGCAGGAGCCUUGAUGAUCAAGCUGCUCCCAGAGUCCCACAAGCUGAGUCGCCUUGGUGGACUAUGGUUGAUCAGCGCCUACGCUAGUGCCUUUCCUACAAUCCUCAGUCUCGUGUCCAGCAACAUCACCGGACAUACCAAGAAGGCAACUGUCAAUGGAAUGUUAUUUGUUGGCUUCUACGUAGGAUACAUUGUCGGCCCACUGACCUUUUUGCCGCGAGAAGCUCCAACUUAUCAGACUGCAUUCAACAUCAUGAUUGCCUGCUUCGUUCUUAAUGUCGCAAUCAUUAUGAUCAUGAGACAGCUGAUGGAGAGAUGGAAUAAGAGGCGCGAUCAAGAAUUUGGUGCUGGGGCCAGCUUAAGUGGACAAGCUAUCGAAGACAGUGCAGCUCAAAUCGACCUAGAUGAGACCGAUUGGGAAAAUAAGAGCAUCCGCUACUCCCUAUAA
Messenger RNA from Penicillium odoratum, 1509 nucleotides. RefSeq names its product major facilitator superfamily domain-containing protein. Gene Ontology annotation, cellular component: plasma membrane. The record is from RefSeq and is a predicted model, not a curated record. The transcript is spliced from 7 exons. Gene Ontology annotation, molecular function: allantoate transmembrane transporter activity; dipeptide transmembrane transporter activity. Gene Ontology annotation, biological process: dipeptide transport; tripeptide transport; allantoate transport. The coding region runs from base 1 to 1509 and encodes 502 amino acids. NCBI's taxonomy places the organism in Eukaryota, Fungi, Ascomycota, Eurotiomycetes, Eurotiales, Aspergillaceae.